CGUCAAUUCAGAUAAUAUUGGGGUCGAACCAUUAUUGAGCCCGGGAAUACAGGAAGAUGCCGGCGUCGAGGGUGAUAGAGUUGCAAAGAAGACCAGGCCAGAUGCUGGUUUAAAGACAGGCUAUCUUUAGGCCAUAACCCGUUCAACUACGAGGACAAGUAUCCCUAGGAUAACCUCUACGAAGAAACAGCCUCAAAGGCAAGAGUAUGGAGGACAUUCUUGGAUGAGAGCGCAAACUACGAUGCCAGGAUGGUCGAGGAAACGAGGGAUAGCGUCGACGUGCUCCUUUGUUUUCGCUGGUCUUUCUCAGCGGCAGUGUCAACCUUCGUAUCUCAGAUAUCGAAGAGUCUGCGGGCAAGCUAUACUCAAGUAUCGGCAACCCUGCUCUUCGAAAUAGUUCUCAUUCAGCGUAUCAUUGCGAACGGUUCGUCUCUCGACAACGUUCCAGUGUCCUCCCUCAACCCUUAUGCCAAGUUCACUCCUGCAACUACGGACAUCUGGGUGAACGGGCUAUGGUCCACGAGUCUCUCCCUCAGUCUGGUAACCGUCCUGAUCGCCGUUCUGGUGAAGCAGUGGCUCCACCAUUACCUCGUCUUCCACCAGGGACUCCCCAAGAGCGGAGUCGUGUUCGACAAUAUCGAUACGGGGGGCAUUCCAGAAGUGGCAUGUGAUGGUCAUCAUUGGACUUCUCCCCGUCAUAAUGCACCUCGCGCUCGGGAUCUUUUUCGUUGGAUUGGUCGUAUUCUUCGUACCGCUCCGGCCUGGCCUUUCUUGGUUUAUUGGUGGACACCGGUGGCAUACACGACGUAUUCGAUAACCAUCUUCCUACCAAUUCUACCUCCACAAUGCCCUUACCGUAUACCGUUGUCGGACCUCGUAUAUACUCCCUACCGCUACAUUACACACGACCUAUUUCCUAAACAUGUCCGUCGACUCUUCGUGAAAGUCAACGCAGUACCUAGUACGGAGCUCCUUGAAACUUUCAUGAGAAAUGGAAAACAAGGGCGAGCGCCUACUUCGCUUCGAAUUGUCCAUUCCGCAUCUGUAUCAUGACAUGAGUUACACCUGGUCAAAUUUUUACUUUGAUGCUGCUGACGACAACUAGAGGCUUGCGAUCGCUGUUUGGUCGAACGAUAUGCUGCAAAGGAGUAAAUAUUUGAAGCCGCUCAAUUCACCGACUUCCACCGCAUUUUCGAGAAAGAAGCGUGCUCUCGUUCAACGAGGUUACCUCCAGUCAUUUGGCUGAA
Messenger RNA from Guyanagaster necrorhizus, 1247 nucleotides. RefSeq lists its product as uncharacterized. The record is from RefSeq and is a predicted model, not a curated record. The coding region runs from base 250 to 1053 and encodes 267 amino acids. The transcript has 3 exons. NCBI's taxonomy places the organism in Eukaryota, Fungi, Basidiomycota, Agaricomycetes, Agaricales, Physalacriaceae.